AUGACGGAAUACUGGUGUGUUGAGUGUGCGUUCCACGACCCACACAACUCGGCCACUCGUCGCGUCGAACACCAAUUGCGCACCUACAGAGACCUCAAGCCUCUUCCCAAGGUACCCCCGCCGGGAGAGGACGCGCUGCCCAGCCCGCCGCCCGAAAGGAAGGCACCCCGGCAGAUUUACGCGGACCCAGGGAGCGCUGCGUACGCGUACCCGCCUCGAAUGGCGGAGCAGGGCAUGUCGCCCCGUUAUGUUCCUCUGCGGCCAUACCCGUAUCCCAGCACGCCGCGUAGUGGAGGAUACCUGGAUUACCACCCUCUCCACUACGUGCCCCUCCAUCCGUACCAGGAAGUGGAUGCGCCCAUGCGGCCACCUUGGGGGUUGGUGAGCCCGCCCAUCUAUGCGGUCCCUGGUGGCACCCCUGCUGCGUUUUAUGCGUCUCCUCGCUCUGCAGCGUAUGCGUCUCCUCGUUCUGCAGGUUAUCUGUCGCCGCCACGCUCUGAUCCACAUUCGUCGCCACGGUCUGCUGCCUACGCGUCUCCGCGUUCGGCUGCAUACCUAUCGCCUCGUUCGGCUGCGUACCUAUCACCUCGUUCGGCCACACACACGUCGCCUCGUUCAACAUCGCACCCGUCACCCCGUUCUGCAGCUCACGCGUCACCCCGUUCCCCUGAGGUGGACGCGGCGCCUUCUUCCGCUCGCUCCACUCGACGUCCGCGACCCGCGCAGUCGCAUAGUUACGCAAGCAGAAGAUACUUCCAGGUUGUGCCCAUGGACGCCGACGAAGAAGAGGAGGAGGAACCCGAACGACUGCCCCAGGAGGUGCGCCCGCAAGUCUACGCGGCCGCUGGAGCCACCGACGCGUGCGCGCCCUAUGUCUGGCCAGAGGUGGACAUGGUUCCCGUCUCUCCUCAUUCUCGGCCUCCGGAGUCAGAGUGCACGCCUUUCCCACCAUAUUCGUGGUGCUGCGGGCGGUUCCUUGAGGUACCACCGGUUGAGCCUGUGGACUACGUCUUUCCAGCACGCUACCCGGAGAUCCAUGCUCCUUCGGACGACGUUCGACAGCCGCGCUCUGCUCCGCCCGAUGCACAAGGGCGGAGGGCGUCGCGUUCAUCCCUGGGAGCCAAGCUGAGCAAGCAGGUCGAGAAGACGACCCAGAAUUUCUUCGCCCGUACUGCUGAGGCUCCUACGCCAGGGGCGAUCCCCAGCAAGGCACACGUCAGGAAGGCCCCGCCUCCGCCCUUGCAACUCCGGGCGAGUAGGCACGACGUCCCGCGAGAUAUUCCGUCCGGAUGGGAUGCGCAAAGUUUUGAUGAAUGGAGUGCCGAGCCUGCUACUCCGAUAAGGACAUCUGCGCUGCGCGCACCUCCCAUGGCACAUCUUCGUUCUUGA
Sparassis crispa is the source of this 1389-nucleotide messenger RNA. RefSeq lists its product as hypothetical. The coding region runs from base 1 to 1389 and encodes 462 amino acids. The record is from RefSeq and is a predicted model, not a curated record. Lineage: Eukaryota; Fungi; Basidiomycota; Agaricomycetes; Polyporales; Sparassidaceae. The transcript has a single exon.